AAUUUAUUUUCCUGGCAUCAAUGGAAUCACAUUCUGAUCUUUCUGCUUUCAUACAAUAAACUUGAGUCUACGAAGUUACUACUGAACCCGGAAGCAACUCCGUCUGCAAUUGUUAGUGUUUCUUUAUGGCUCGCCGGCGGACCCUUCUCGCCGCCGUCUUCUUCUUCCUCUACCUCUUGGCGUCGUCUAAUUCUCUUGAUUUUCCGAAACCAAGACCCAAACACAAGAUCAAGGGACCCAUUAAAACAAUCGUGGUUCUGAUCAUGGAGAACCGGUCGUUCGAUCACAUCCUGGGUUGGUUGAAGAGGGCUCGGCCGGAUAUCGAUGGUCUGACUGGAAAAGAGUCGAACCGGGUGAACGCCUCCGAUCCCAGUUCGCCGGAAGUUUUCGUCUCGGACGACGCCGUGUUCGUAGACUCGGACCCGGGCCACUCCAUCCAGGCGAUCCUGGAGCAGAUAUUCGGGUCGAGUGACACGUCGGCGGACCCGGCCCCGAUGAGCGGCUUCGUCCAGCAAGCGAACCGGAUGGGGGUCGAUGGCAUGGCCAAGAAUGUGAUGAGCGGGUUCAAACCGGCCCGUGUGCCGGUCUACACCGAACUAGCGGACCAGUUCGCGGUGUUCGACCGGUGGUUCGCUUCCGUGCCGGCGUCGACUCAGCCCAACCGGUUCUACGUCCACUCGGCGACGUCGCACGGCGCGUCCAGCAACGUGCGGAAGGACCUCAUCCACGGGUUCCCCCAGAAAACCAUCUUCGAUUCGCUGGACGAGAAUGGCCUUAGCUUCGGGAUUUAUUACCAAAACAUCCCCGCCACUCUCUUCUUCAAGAGUCUCCGCAAGCUCAAGCACUUGUCCAAGUUUCACAACUACAAACUGAAGUUCAAAUCGCAUGCGAAGAGGGGCAAGCUUCCGAACUACGUGGUGGUGGAGCAGCGGUACUUCGACGUGAAGCUUUUUCCGGCGAACGACGACCACCCGGCGCACGACGUGGCGAUUGGGCAGAGGUUCGUGAAGGAGGUGUACGAGAUUCUGAGGUCCAGCCCGCAAUGGAAAGAGAUGGCUCUGCUGAUCACGUAUGACGAGCAUGGAGGGUUCUACGAUCACGUUCCAACUCCUGUAUCCGGCGUGCCUAACCCGGAUGGGAUCAUCGGUCCCGAGCCGUUCUGCUUCAGGUUCAAUAGGCUCGGCGUUCGAGUGCCGACAUUCUUGGUCUCUCCUUGGAUUGAUAAAGGCACCGUAAUCCAUGAGCCAGCUGGGCCAACUCCAUAUUCACGGUUUGAACACUCUUCUGUCCCUGCAACUGUUAAGAAGCUUUUCAAUCUAAACUCGAACUUCCUGACCAAAAGGGAUGCAUGGGCUGGAACCUUUGAGAAUUACUUGUACCUUCGUGAUACUCCACGUGAUGAUUGCCCAGAAAAGCUCCCAGAAGUUAAGACAUCACUAAGGCCAUGGGGCCCUAAGGAAGAUUCCAAACUCUCAGAGUUCCAAGUUGAGCUGAUCCAGCUUGCAUCGCAGCUGGUUGGGGACUAUAUUCUCAAUUCCUACCCCGAUAUGGGCAAAAGCAUGACCGUGGGUGAAGCUAAUCGUUAUGCUGAGAAUUCAGUUGAGAGGUUCCUGGAAGCUGGGAGGGCUGCUUUGAAAGCUGGGGCAAAUGAAUCUGCUAUCGUGACUAUGAGGCCGUCUCUCAGCAGCAGAACUUCAGGGGACGCAGAUAUCAGCCUCGCGAAAACCUAUAACUUGAUGGACCCAAUACCCCUUAAAUGUGCUGUAAGUCAACUACACCAAUACGAACCAGUGGCAUGCAGUGGGGCCUCAAUUCACGGUUACCUACCAUUCAACUUUCAACCAAUAUAUCAACCAUCUUCUUUCUUCCUUCGCCAAUCAUCUCCAUUCCUAAUCUCUCUCUCUCUCUCUCUCGUCAGUCACACUGCAAUGGAUGUUUCGUGGGAAGACAGCGUUACGGCUUCAAUCAACACCAUAUACCUUCUCUUCUCUGCCUACUUAGUCUUCGUCAUGCAGCUCGGCUUCGCCAUGCUAUGCGCCGGUUCUGUGCGAGCCAAGAACGCCAUGAACAUAAUGCUCACCAACGUCGUCGACGCCGUUGUCGGCAGCAUCUCUUACUACCUCUUUGGCUUCGCCUUCGCCUUCGGUGACGGCUCCAGUUCAAACCCAUUCAUCGGCACUCAGUUCUUCGCUCUCAAAGACAUCCCCAACAACUCCUACGACUACAGCUACUUCCUCUACCAAUGGGCCUUUGCCAUCGCCGUCGCCGGCAUCACCAGCGGCUCCGUGGCCGAGCGGACCCAGUUCACGGCCUACCUCGUUUUCUCGUUUUUCCUAACUGGGUUCGUUUACCCGGUGGUGGCCCACUGGGUCUGGUCGUCGAGCGGGUGGCUCAGUCCGGAUUCGAGUAGUUUGUUGUUUGGGUCCGGAGCCAUAGACUUCGCCGGGAGUGGGGUGGUGCAUUUGGUGGGUGCCAUGGCUGGCCUUUGGGGCUCGGUAAUAGAAGGCCCACGCGUGGGCCGGUUCGAUGCGUUUGGCAAUGCCGUGCCCAUGAGAGGCCACAAUGCCACUCUUGUUGUCCUAGGGACCUUCUUGUUGUGGUUCGGUUGGUUCGGGUUCAACCCCGGUUCGUUUGAUAAAAUUGUCGUGGCAUACCCGAGCACGAGCCAAGGGAACUGGACCGGAGUAGGUCGGACGGCAGUCACGACCGCCCUAGCCGGUUCAACCUCCGGGAUUGUGACCCUAUUUGGGAGAAGGUUGCUAGUGGGGCACUGGGAUGCAUUGGAUGUUUGUAAUGGGGUGCUUGGUGGGUUUGUGGCAAUCACAUCGGGCUGCUCGGUGGUGGAACCCUGGGCCGCGAUUAUCUGUGGGUUUGUUGCAGCCUGGGUGCUAAUUACCCUCAACAUUGUUGCGCUGAAGCUGAGGUUUGAUGACCCAUUGGAAGCCACGCAAUUGCAUGGCGGGUGUGGAGCUUGGGGCUUGAUUUUCACGGGCCUGUUUGCGAAAGAGGAAUUUGUGGUUCAGGCCUAUGACUCUGGCGAGACGGGAGUGGUGCGGCCGUAUGGGCUGUUUCUGGGUGGGGGCUGGGGCCUGCUUGGAGCCCAAGUGGUUGAGGUGGUGGUGAUUGUGUGCUGGGUUAGUUUGACGAUGGGCCCACUGUUCUAUACCCUCCACAAGCUCAGGAUUUUGAGGAUCUCGGCUGAAGAAGAAGUUGCAGGGCUUGACGUCUCUAGCCAUGGAGGCUAUGCUUACACAGCUCAUCAAGAAGACACGCCUCGCUUUUACGCAGACUACAUGCGCCUGCGGAACUAAUCAUGAUUCUCUCUCUAGAAGUUCAUUUCUUUCUUUUUUUUGUGGGUUUAAAGUUUCAAUAUUCAUGGUGCAUUAAGAUGAAAAUUCUUUUGUUAA
This is a messenger RNA of Diospyros lotus (date-plum), 3407 nucleotides long. RefSeq lists its product as uncharacterized. Lineage: Eukaryota; Viridiplantae; Streptophyta; Magnoliopsida; Ericales; Ebenaceae. Gene Ontology annotation, cellular component: membrane. The record is from RefSeq and is a predicted model, not a curated record. Bases 126 to 3311 code for a protein of 1061 amino acids. The transcript has 5 exons. Gene Ontology annotation, molecular function: ammonium channel activity; hydrolase activity, acting on ester bonds. Gene Ontology annotation, biological process: ammonium transmembrane transport; phospholipid catabolic process.